Messenger RNA from Jaminaea rosea, 1138 nucleotides. Its product is annotated as RNA-binding domain-containing protein. The transcript is spliced from 2 exons. The record is from RefSeq and is a predicted model, not a curated record. Gene Ontology annotation, molecular function: RNA binding. NCBI's taxonomy places the organism in Eukaryota, Fungi, Basidiomycota, Exobasidiomycetes, Microstromatales. The coding region runs from base 37 to 720 and encodes 227 amino acids.
CAACUGCCAUCCACAUCACCAUCGACGACGACCACGAUGGCAGCAGCGACAGCGUCAACAUCCGCGGCUGGGGCGGGCAAUGAGCAGCCGAACACGAGCUUGUAUGUCCACAACCUCAACACCAAGACGAAGAAGCCAGAGCUCCGACGCCAACUCUAUUCCCUCUUCAGCACAUAUGGGCCGGUCAUCAGCAUCGUAGCCACCCGCGCAGCCGGCAUGCGAGGGCAAGCCUUUGUAGUCUUCCGUGAUCUCUCCUCCGCUACGGCAGCCCGUCGCGCCCUGGACGGAUUCGAGUUCUACGAGCGGGGCCUCCGCAUCGAGUAUGCGAGGGAGAAGAGCAAAGCCACCCUGCUUGAGGAGAGGGGACCUGAAGGAAUCUGGGAUGUGCAGGCGCAGGUACAAGCAGGCAAGAAGGACAGGGUGACCUAUUCGAGCGCAGGCGCGGAUAGGGUGGGGAGGGAGCGUAAGAGGGCUCGAGAGGAGGCGAGGGAGAGGGGCGAGAAGGUGAAGGAGGAUGAGAGUGAUGAGGACGAAGAAGAGGAGGAAGAUGAUGAGCCGCCAGCUAAAGCUGCGAAAGUCGCAGAGAAUGGGGAUACCGCUGCACCUCCACCUCAGCCGGCGGCUGGUGGGCAAGAAGAGGAUGAGGAGGACGAGGAUGAGAUGGACAUGGCAGACUCGGAUUCCGACGAUGAGACUGGACCCAAGCCACCGCCGGCGUAGAUGAGCUGCGCUCAGAGGAGAAGAUGUCGACGCCUAGGAGGAAACCAACACUGUACAAUACCCAAGAUCUUUCACCGUAGCGUCGGGUUGGAGAGGGAAGGCUGUGCGACGUGCGUUGCUCUAAGCUGGCUGGUCUUUGAAAGGACGGUGCGCAACCGUUAUCCAAGCCGAGAACUAGCAACGCCACGCAAGCAGACGUGGCUAGUGCCCCUCACGACUUCGCUGAGGCUCACAAGAAGACGAUGACGAUGCUCGCGAGAGCCUGCUUCACGCAACCAUCGACGCAACGCCAGUCAAGAGAGCAAGAAGAUGACAUUUGAAGUCUGUCUGAGAUCGCUAGCGAGAGCUCUCUUUGGUCGGGAAAGACGAAACAAGAACAACAUAGUAGACAAGCUGAGAUGUGAUACACUGAGAGACU